UCAAACAUUGAUUAGAUUCACUUUAGAUUCGGACGUGGAUGUCGUUGGCAGACUGACGGUCACGGGCGGUUGUGAGACUAUGUUUGCAUUCAAGAUUGCCCUUGUGGCCUGUGUGACCUUUAUUCACGUUUCUACCUUACCAAUUUCGGAAAGGCAUGCUCAUCCGAGCCCGUUGACUCAUUAUAGAGGCUCGCAUGGUGGCCGGUCACCGUAUUUCAGACCUCUUAAUCGAUACCCACAAGCCUACUCACGCCAUCCAUACUCUCCUCAAAUCUACUCGCCCCAUCCAUACUCUCAUCGGCCGCAACGAUAUCGUUCCAAACCCGUAUUUGAUCCCUACACUCGAAGGUUUAAAAUUACACCUUCCGAUUCGGACCGUUAUGACGCGCGAGAGCGAGGUCGGGGUCGAUAUCGCUCAAGAGAUGAUUACCGUGAGCGAAAUUACUAUGGUGAGAACGAGGGACCAAGAUACGAACGAGACAACUUCAGAGAAAGAGAGGAGAGUGAAGUAGAGGAAAGGGAGGGAGGAAGGGGUUCUUCAGGGACGUCUCGUGAAGAGGAAGACCAUGAUCACGACCAUGAUGAAGACCACGAUCACGACCAUAACCAUGAUGAAGACCACGAUCACGACCAUGACCAUGACCACGAUCACGACCAUGAAGUAGACCAUGAGCCGAGCCUCAGUGAGCGAGACGAGGCCAGUAAUGAGCGACACACCCAUGAAGAUGAUCGGGGGCGUCAAAACACACGCGGAUCUGGUUCGUCUGGUUUCAAUCAAGAACGAAGAGGUCGACCUAAUGUUGAGUUUAAAGGAGGAUCGGGGGAAAGACGCCAAGAUACCAGAGAGCCUGAUUCGUCUAGAUUCCGUACUAAAUAUGAUCGGAACAAUGUGGACGAGGACAAUGUCGAUUUUAGGCAAGAGACUCGCGGUUUCGGCUCGUCGGGUUUUCGCUCAAAGUUUGAUAGGGACAAUUUAGAUCAAGAUGUUGAAGAAACCAGAGGAUCUGAGUCUUCUGGAGGAGCUCAAAAUGAAUACGAACGCAACCGACAGCUCUUCGAACAACAAAGAGACUCUAGACGCCACCAAGAUCAACCACAAGGAUUUCGAACAAAUGAUCAAACCUCGAACAGAAACUUUGGUGGACAAGGACAAAAACGAGGGACUGGCCGAGCGACCUUAAACCAAGACACAAGGGAGGUGAACCAAGAAGGUGACCAAAGAAACCGAUUUGACUAUGUUGUGCGCCACCAAACAAACGCAAGAGGCUCUGGCUCUGGUUCCAGCGGAUCGUCAAACUUCGACCAAGGCUCGACCCGUUACCAAGGCGGUUCCAGCCAGCGCCAGUCGCAGAGAUUCGAUUUGCCUUCAUCUUCCAGUUCUUCAUUUAACCAAAAUGGAAAUCAACGUCGCGAUCGGGAAUCUGAUUCAAAGACCACUUUUAACUUAUUUGGAUUAGAUGAGCCGCGGCAGCCUCGGGAAGAAGGUUCAAAUGUGAAGAAAUUCCAUUAUGACAAGACCCAGUCCUUGCAAAUGGCACAAGAGGCUGAGAGGAAGGAGCAGGAAGCAGAAAGGAGGCAACAGGACUUCCAAUUCUUCAACGUGUUUGGCGACGAUCCAUUUCAGGUCCAAGGCUCCGAUGUAAGAGACAACGAUUUUAAUCCACAGACCACAACAUACGGACCUUUCCAAGAAGUGGAACCUAACUCUCCUGUUGUAACGGGUUCAGAUCCCGGGAGAUCCCAACCAGCCGCAAACAACAUCCUUGGCACGCCUGUGUCUCCAUUCCAACCAUCCGUUGACGACCGUGAGAGUUGCCCCACCGAGGCAAAUUGGGAAAUCAACGGCAAAAAGUUUCUGAUCACUGCCCUGGAGCCGAGAUGUCCACAUAUGAGCUGGUCUGAUGCUGUGGAUUUCUGCCGCAAAUCUGCCCGCAUGCAAGCCGUUUCCUUCCAAUUGGAAAAGAGGCGACAACAGAUUCAAGCAAUCAUGACCCUGAUCAUGAACCCUGAUACCAAAAUGGACGCCUUCUGGACGGCUGGUGUCGUGAGUCAUCCAAUGUCAGAUAGAGAUCCAAUUCUGGUCGAGUGGAGCACCGGAAAGGAAGAAGUCCGACCUGGCACCAAAUAUUGGGCUCGCACGGGUUUGGGUGGCUUGGCCCAACCGGAUAAUUACUAUUACAGAACAAGUCCGGAGGAAGGAUUGGAUGAAGCUUGCGCCGCUGUCCACAGAGAUGCAACCGGCCAACCCAAACUGCAUGACGAGCUUUGCACCCAAAAGUAUCCUGUUGUGUGCGAAACGUCUUAUGCUAUGCCAGGAGACAUGAUGGGCGGAAUGUUGUCGUGAGAUCAAGAGUGAAAACUCCUAAGUCGCUAUUUCAGUGUUGCCACUUCAAUGGUUCAUUUUUAUGCAUUUUAUGUAUUUUCUGAUUAAAACAUAUUUUUGUGGUAUUUCAAUUUCUAGUGUUAACUGACCCGUAUUUGGAAAUAAUAAUGCAUACCUAUUCUUGCA
Molecule: messenger RNA, 2509 nt
Organism: Tigriopus californicus
Lineage: Eukaryota; Metazoa; Arthropoda; Copepoda; Harpacticoida; Harpacticidae
Product: dentin sialophosphoprotein-like
Exons: 3
Coding region: 80-2344 (754 amino acids)
Source: RefSeq, a predicted model, not a curated record